This is a messenger RNA of Striga asiatica, 339 nucleotides long. The record is from the annotation of a GenBank genome assembly. Lineage: Eukaryota; Viridiplantae; Streptophyta; Magnoliopsida; Lamiales; Orobanchaceae.
AUGAAGUCCCAUUUUAUAAGCAUGAUCAUGACUUCUUUUCUUCUUGCAUUCAUGCUCGUUUUGCACGAAUCGCACGCAACAAGGCCGAUGAUCGCGAAAAAACGAACGAUCGAGAAUUCGAGCGUAAAAGAGAAACUUUCGUACGAAAAAGACGCAUUGAACGCUCGGGAAAUGCCACCGACCGAAGCAAAAACCACAGGAAAAUCAAGAAUAUUGUCAUCAUCAUCUAAGCAAUCUCUCGAGAAUUUGCGCGUAAAAGAGAAGAAUCCACACAAGAACGUAGAAUCGAGUAUGAGAACUGUACCUCCAAGCAGAUCAAACCCGACUCAGAACAAGUAA